GUAAAGUUUAACAAAUGGUAUUUUAUUUAGACACCCUCCCUGAGCCUGGAAGACCAUGCAUUCACUUUUUUUUACAUUAUAUAGCAAACCGUGACUGUUAGCAUACUUUUCACAGAUGCGAAGCAGCUUCGACAAGCCCCAGACAGAAGCACGCAGCAACACCAUAUCGUCGUUUAAAGUUAUAUUUGCUAUAAAAUGUCUGAAAAAGUUGCAAUUGUAACCGGUGCCAACAAAGGACUAGGAUUAGCAAUAGUAAAAGGACUUUGUAAGAAAUUCGACGGGAUUACUUACCUAACAUCUCGAAACGUAAAAAGGGGGCUGGAAGCGUGUGAAGAGCUAGAGAAAUUAAAUUAUAAACCGCAAUUUCAUCAACUGGAUGUCUCAGACGUAGAUAGUAUAAGAAAGUUUUUUGAAUAUUUGAAAAAUAAACACCAAGGCAUAGAUAUCCUGGUAAACAACGCCGGAAUAUUGUUCCUCAAAGAUGCACAAGAACCUAUAAAGUAUCAAAAAGAACAAACGGUAUUAGUAAAUUUUUCCGCUCUAGUAAACUUUACUGAAGCUAUUUUACCUUUGAUGAAAAAUAAUAGCCGAAUUGUCAAUAUAUCCAGUUCUUCUGGACACCUUUCGAGGAUACCUAGUGAAGAUUUACGCAAAAGAUUCAAAAAUCCAAAUUUAACCUUAAAUGAGUUGACAGAAUUAAUAACAUUGUACUCGGAAGCAAUAAGACGAAAUAAGGACGUUGAAGAUGGUUGGGGUGGUAACCCGUAUGUGAUUUCCAAGGUCGCAGUGAACGCUUAUACGUUUAUUUUACAUCGAAGGUUGCAGGAUAGGGGAAUCCUUGUAAAUUGCGUACAUCCUGGCUACGUAAAAUCGGAUAUGACGCGCGGUGGUGGCUCCAUCACUCCCGAAGAAGGUGCCGUAAUACCACUAAAGUUGGCUCUAGAAACUUCCACGGGUGGACAGUACUUUUGGAAUAAUGGCACUGUCGUACCUUGGGACGGUCCAGAUCCUAGAGGAUACAUCGAUGGAAGAAAAGAUUUAUAGUUCAGAGGACAUCAGAAC
This is a messenger RNA of Hyposmocoma kahamanoa, 1062 nucleotides long. Its product is annotated as carbonyl reductase [NADPH] 3-like. NCBI's taxonomy places the organism in Eukaryota, Metazoa, Arthropoda, Insecta, Lepidoptera, Cosmopterigidae. Gene Ontology annotation, molecular function: carbonyl reductase (NADPH) activity. Bases 196 to 1044 code for a protein of 282 amino acids. The transcript is spliced from 2 exons. The record is from RefSeq and is a predicted model, not a curated record.